Herpailurus yagouaroundi (jaguarundi) is the source of this 5173-nucleotide messenger RNA. It is a transcript of the gene SYNPO, whose product is annotated as synaptopodin. Bases 343 to 3135 code for a protein of 930 amino acids. Gene Ontology annotation, cellular component: nucleus; spine apparatus; Z disc. Gene Ontology annotation, biological process: positive regulation of actin filament bundle assembly; spine apparatus assembly; modification of dendritic spine. Lineage: Eukaryota; Metazoa; Chordata; Mammalia; Carnivora; Felidae. The record is from RefSeq and is a predicted model, not a curated record. Gene Ontology annotation, molecular function: actin binding. The transcript is spliced from 3 exons.
AGCCUCUGCUCCGAGACAGAGCAAGAGCGAGGAGGCAGGCUGGCAGUCGUGGCCGGAGGCCCCGGGCAUAGCUGGUCCCUGAGCGAGUGGGUGCGGAUUCUGGCUCCAGAUAGAUCAUCUUGAAGGAGAGCCUCACAGACCAGACACAGGUUGAGAGGAGGGCUUGGGGGUCCACCACCCGACCCAGCCCAGGAGGGCCCCACAGUUGGACCUUGCCGCAGCUCUGUGAGUUGGCUGAAGAAAAGAAAGCUGCAGAGAGCCAGAAGAGACCCCUGGAGAGGAGCAAAGACAGGUGGCCGGCCUGGCCCCCACUUCUGUGCGUCUCUAAGGAGAGGCAGCACCAUGCUGGGUCCCCACCUCCCACCUGCCCCCCUGGGACCCAGCGAAGACAGGCCCACUCCCUGCACCUUCCGGAUCCCUGAUGGGAGCUACAGGUGUCUGGCCUUGGAGGCUGAGGAGAGCAGCGGUGAGGAGGGCCUUCAGGGAGAGGCAGGGCUCACGAACUUGGAUGAGGACAGGGUGGCCAGCAGGAAUGGGGACAGCCCUGCCUGCAGGGCCACCCAGGGGGCACCAGAGCUGCCCAAGGCCCUGGGCAUCCAGGCACCCAGACACUCCAGAGAAGCACAAGGGGGGUCCCAGCAUGAUAACAAGGCCGGCCAGGACGGGAACGCGGUGAAGGCUCAGCUGGUGAUGACAACCAGCCCCGGCCCCAGCCCCAGCGCAGGGCCCAGGGUUGCCCAGAAACCAGCGUUGGCCCACAGCACCAGCCUCACUGAGAAAGAUCUGAAAGAGGCCAAGGCCCGGAGCCAGCAGAUCGCGGCACAGCUGACCACCCCGCCCAGCUCCAACUCCCGAGGCGUCCAGCUCUUCAACAGGCGUCGGCAGAGGGUGAACCAGUUCACCUUGGAGAACCCCGGCCCGAGGGAACGGGAACGGGAACGGAAGCCCAGCCAGGAGUCCCUCAGAGUGCCCCCUGCCGGCCCUGCGGGCUACGCCUCGGGGCCCGGCCUGAGUCCCACCUCACCCCCUGAGCCAGGCCCUCCAAGGAACAGCGACCGCCAGAGCCCUGACGCAGGGGUCCCCGCUCACAGCAUGGAGGGGUGCUCAGAGAAAGCCAGCUUGCUGCGGCACCUGGAGAAGGUGGCCAGCGAGGAGGAGGAGGUGCCGCUGGUGGUUUACUUGAAGGAGAACGCGGCCCUGCUGACAGCCAAUGGACUGCACCUGUCCCAGAACCGAGACACCCAGCAGACCCCGCCAAGCCCGCCCGCGGCUGAGGCCCACAGCCCAGCUGUAGACGUCAACCAAAACGUUUCCUCACUCAGCGCCACCCUUAUCACGCCAGCCUCUAACAGCAACCACAGCCUGCCAGACGCAGACCACGCAGACGUCAACCAGAACCCCCCGGCCACUGUCGCCCCGCAGAGCCAGCAGCCCUCAGAAAGCCAGCCCCCUCCCAAUGGCACGGUGUCAGAUUCCAAACCCAGCACCCCGUGUGCCAGCGGGCAGCCCCCCGAGCCGGCUGCAGAGGUCAAAUCCAGCACCCUCCUCAUCGAUAAGGUGUCAGCUCCACCUACCAGCACCAACACCUUCUCCAGAGAAACUACUCCCGUCUCCAGCUCUGGGAUCCCAGCCCCAGAUUUCGCGUCCAGCUGCCUGCUCAUCGAUGUGCAGCCGGGUGUCCCAGCGGUGUCAGCGGAACCUGAGCCGUCUGGGUGGGCAGCCACGCCCACGCCCACCAAGCUAUACAGUGAGGUCCACUUCACACUGGCCAAGCCCCCAUCAGUGGUCAACAGGACCGCCAGGCCCUUCGGGAUCCAGGCUCCAGGGAGCACCGGCCAGGUGGAACGGAGCCCCAUGGUAGAGAGACGACAUCUCGGGGAGAAAGCCCGGGCUCCCCAGCCCCCAAGCGUGGUAGACAGGAGCCCUCGGCCACAGAGACAUGUGAUGUCCCACAGCCCCAUGGUGGAGAGGAGGCCCGUGGCACAGCGCAGCCCUGCCUUGGAGAGACGCCCCUUGGGGAACUUCACCCCACCCCCCACCUACGCUGAAACCUUGUCCACGGCUCCCCUGGCUUCCCGGGGCAGGUCUCCCCCAUCCUACUCUGCCCUCUACCCCAGCUCUGACCCCAAGCCUUCUCACCUGAAAGGCCAGGCAGCUCCGGCCAGCAAGACAGGCAUUUUGGAGGAGUCCAUGGCCCGCAGGGGCAGCCGGAAAUCCAUGUUCACCUUCGUAGAGAAGCCCAAGGUGACCCCGAACCCAGACCUGCUGGAUCUGGUACAGACGGCCGAUGAGAAGCGGAGGCAGAGGGACCAGGGGGAGGCGGGCGUGGAGGAGGAGCCCUUUGCCCUGGGGGCCGAGGCCUCCAACUUCCAGCAGGAGCCCGCACCCCGGGACAGGGUCAGCCCCGGGGCAGCCGAGGAAGUCCUCCCGGAGUGGGCCUCGUGCCUCAAGUCCCCACGCGUCCAGGCCAAGCCGAAGCCCAAACCCAACCAGAACCUGUCCGAGGCCUCUGGGAAAGGGGCCGAGCUCUAUGCCCGCCGCCAGUCCCGGAUGGAGAAGUAUGUCAUCGAGUCCUCCGGCCACACCGAACUGGCCCGCUGCCCUUCACCCACCAUGUCCCUGCCUUCGUCCUGGAAAUAUUCCACCAAUGCUCCUGGUGGCUUCCGGGUGGCAUCCCGGAGCCCAGCUCGCACCCCGCCUGCCUCCCUCUACCACGGCUACCUGCCCGAGAACGGGGUCCUGCGCCCCGAGCCCACCAAGCAGCCGGCCUACCAGAUGCGGCAGUCUCUCUUCGUCCUCUCACCCAUCAAGGAGCCCGUCAAGGUCUCUCCGAGAGCCGCCUCGCCCGCCAAGCCGAGCUCCCUGGACCUGGUGCCCAGCCUGCCCAAGGCCGCUCUCCCGGCAUCCCCGGCCCUGCCUCGGCCCUCCCGCUCCUCACCGGGCCUCUACACCUCCCCCGGCCAGGAUGGCCUCCAGCCCACGGCCGUGAGCCCUACCUACAGCAGUGAUAUCUCCCCUGUGUCGCCCUCCAGGGCGUGGUCUCCCCGAGCCAAGCAGGCCCCCAGGCCCUCCUUCUCUACCCGGAAUGCUGGGAUCGAGGCUCAGGUGUGGAAGCCUUCCUUCUGCUUCAAGUAACGGACCCUGCAGGGAUCCCACUGCCUGGCAGGGUCCUCUCUCCGAGGGCUGGAUGGAGAGCAGAUGUGGCUGGAAGUGGCACAGAGCUGAGGGUCAGGAGUAUGGGGACCCAGGGCUCAAAGGCUGAUGCUGCCACCAGCUAGCUUUGUGACUUUGGGCAAGCCCUCUCUGGGCUGCAGCUGCUCCUUCCCUGCCACAAGGGUCAUGAGACUCCAAGUCUGAAGGAUCUGCAGUCCGAUACCGGAUAGCAGGGAGGGUCACGGAGAGAGAACUCCCUUGGCAGGCCGAAAUGAGGCUGGGGGGCUUCCUCUGGCCUUUGUGAGCCUUAGGGAUGCCAGCGUCUUGCUGGGGAAUGGCCUAGAAGGGGACCCUAACACGGGCUUCUGGAGCAAACAACCUGCCAGUGCCUCUGUGCAACCAGCCAGUCAAGGGUCUGCCUCCUCAGCUGCCCCAGCUCCCGGCGUCUUUCUGCCUGUCGCUGGCUUCUUACCUGCACAGGUCUCUCUUCCAUCUCUGCCUUCUGGACACCGAUUCCUCUCCGCCGCUUCAGAGAGCUUUGCCUCGGCUGCCACGUUUUCUCCUCUCGUGGGUUCUUCUGCUGGACGAGGACUUAGCCUGCCACUGCUGUCUGAUGCUUUUCUUCCUGCCCCUCUGCUCAACCCGCCUCCGUGCCCUCUCCAAACACCUGGCUCCACUUUGGGGAUAGCUAGAGCAGUUCAUCCCAGACCCCAUCUGGCUGGCCCUCAGUGUGCUAGGGCGUGCGAAGUCCCGGGGGAUCCCUGAGAGAAGGGGAACCCUGUAGGAGGAUGUGCAGAUGUGAGUGUGCAGUGAGAGAGCCCCCCACCCCACCCCGCUCCCCGCCCGGGCAAUGUAUCCAUUGGCUAGUUUGGCUUCAACCUCAGCCGAGAGCUGCCCAGCUAAAAGCAGCUAUCUCCGCGCAGUGGAAGGGGCCCCAGGGAGAGAGGCUGGAGAGGAGGGUCUGGUCCCAUCUCAGCCUCCCCUUCACUAUGUGAGUCUGGCCAAGUCACUUUCCCUUUCUGGGCCUCAGUUUUCUUAUUUAUAUAGUCAGGACCCUUCCAGCUGUGACAGUCUUCGAGGGUUGAGGAUAUAGGCUGGUGCUUCGAGAGAAAGGCCUUGUAAGUGAUAAGACAGUCCCCUGGAAAGAGAAGGGGAGGGAAUGGGCUGUUGCCAUAGAACCGUUGGAGAUGAGAGGUCUGUAAGGGUGUCCUGGGGAGGGCGUGGCUGGAACGAGCUGCUUCAGGAAGCCAGGGGAUCAGAAGCCUCGGCUGGGACGGGACGGCACAGGCUCAGGGUGGCCUAGAGACAGUAGAAGCAUGGCAGGGGCUUGGGCAGGGGCCUAGCGGCUCAGUGGGACAGAGGAGGAGACCUUAAGGCUUUGAGGACAGGGCCGGCACUUAAGAGAUCUGGAUUCUACCAGAUUAAUUCCAUGUGUAUCUUUGGGUCUCAGUUUCCCCGUAUCAUGAGGGUGCUGAGUCAGGUAGUGUGAGAUGCUCACCACCUCUGACACCUUUGAUGUGAUGCAGCCCCCAAACCAGGCUUUGUGGGCAGGGAGAGAAUACAGACGCAAGAGGCAGAAUUUGGGUGGAAGCUUCCCAAGGCUGGGGGCCGAGCACCACCCACUUUCUCUUCCCCAGCCCUAUUUCUGGGCUCCCCAGCGGGGUGAGGGGUGGUGGAGGCGGUGCCCAUGCUGGGCUGAGCCUGCAGUUUUCGUGAGCUCUGGGCUCAUCUCCAUGGGAACAGGGGGUGCCUUCCUAGUGAGUUCAUUCUGCCCAGAACUUUGGGGGCAUGCGUGGGGGAGUCGUAAGUGAGCUCAGCUGCUUCGUGCCGGGCCCCUCCCAGGACAGAGCGAAGCCCCUACCCUGGACCCCUGCUCCCUUCUACCCCCCCCCCCCCCCCCCCAGGGCCAGCAGUGGAAGAGGCCACCCUCCAUCCUGCAGCUCCUGCGGCCAGGCUGGCCGAGCUCUUCCCCCAACUUUGUUUUCUCUCCUGUUCUCAAUACACUCGGCCUCAAAUCUGU